This is a messenger RNA of Manduca sexta (tobacco hornworm), 1667 nucleotides long. RefSeq names its product tetraspanin-1. The record is from RefSeq and is a predicted model, not a curated record. The transcript has a single exon. The coding region runs from base 604 to 1638 and encodes 344 amino acids. Gene Ontology annotation, cellular component: membrane. Lineage: Eukaryota; Metazoa; Arthropoda; Insecta; Lepidoptera; Sphingidae.
UUUGAAGUUAAAUCAAUUUUGAUGAAAUUUGGUAUGUAAGAUUAGACAGGUAGAAAGGAUAUAGACAGAUUUUUAUCACAAAAUGAAUUUCAUGGACAAAACUGCAAGCGAAAACUAGUUUCUAAACAAAUUACGAUGACUGCUAAACUCGACUAUACAAGAUUAUAAGUAAAGUGGCUUCCAUGUACAAUUCUGACUCGUAAGCGAUUACCUCUACACAACACAAUUAUAACAGCCUAAUGGUUUAUAAAUGAGUUGAAUAUACAAUGUGUUGAGUGUGUAUUAACCUUUUGAGAAUGAACUAUAUAAAUGUGUAAGGUCUUUGAAGGCGGCAAUGAUAAUUGGAAAUAAAUUGAACACAAUAUGUAUCGAAAAUAUAUUUUUUAUUUACUCAACUGUACUAGUUACUUUGAUCAAAAUCUGCAACUAGAGUUUAGUAAUUAUAAUUUAGCAAAACCUUUGUAUAGCUAAACAAAACAUAUUAUUUUUAAUAUCUUAAAACCUGCACUGGCAGAUACCUGUUGUCAUAAAAUUAAAAUGUCAGAAAUGUCAUUCAAUUCGGUACAAAUAUUUCACGUCCUAAAAUAAACGUAAUUACAAAAGAUGCACACAGUCGGCUUGCCUAGAACAUGUCUCGGCUUCACAAACAUCCUGUGUUUCAUAUUGGCUUUCAUUGGCUUCACAAUUUGCGCGUGGUGUGCUAUCAACACUGAUUUCUUCCGCGAAGUCAACUAUACAGUCACCAAGAGUUCCCUAGUCGAUACUGUAGCGAAUUUCAUGAGUUUGAAAUUAUGGUUGACUCCCGUGACGUCAGUUUUAAUUCCAAUAGCCUUAUUGGCAAUGAUGACGUCAUGCUGUGGCGUUCUCGGCGCCGGCUGCAAAGUGAAAUGCGCUAUCAAAUCGUACAUUUUCCUUGUAUCAGUUUUAUCUUCAGUUGCCUUCUGGUUGUUCUUUAUAUCAGGGAUGUACAACAUAUAUACAAAUAAUGAGAGAACUUGCAAAUAUUUGCAAUCGUCGAUACAAAGUUACUAUGGUAAAGAGAAUGACCUUUUCACCAACAUCUGGGACUACACUAUGGUGAAUUACAAAUGCUGCGGUGCUGUGAGUUACAGGGAUUUCACUAAUUCCCAUUGGCAGAAAUCAAAUCCAGAUAAAAUGUUCCCAGUACAAUGUUGUAUCCUGGAAAAUGAGACUCACCUCAUUCCUGUCUCCAAAGAUUGUAUAAGGGAUGAAAAUGAUAUACAUUCUUACAAAGAAAUGGGGUGUAUGUACGCAUUGAGGCACUCGAUCAUAAACAAUAAAGGAAUGAUAAUAUUCUACAUAAUAUUUCUUGUGAUAACAUAUUGUAUAUUGAUUUUAUUUUCGUACUGCAUAAUAAGAGGCGAACCGCUCCUAGGGGCUAUGGCACAGAAUUUCGUAAGUUUUCUACCGCAACCGAAAGAGGGCGUUACUAAACCUUCCUCUACCCUACCCUACCAUUCUAACUCGUCUCUAGAAAACAUGUUAUAUAUGGAAGAACCUCCGAAGAAAAUCGUGAAAGUUGUGUCAGCAGUGAACCCGUUCCAAACGUAUAAAUUUACGCCGAGUGCGUACGAAAGGGGUGAUACGUGUCCCCAUAGUGUGGGCCAUACUUUGUAACAUUGCAAUAAAUGUGUUUUGAUCAUGUA